This is a messenger RNA of Chelmon rostratus (copperband butterflyfish), 4193 nucleotides long. It is a transcript of the gene clic1, whose product is annotated as chloride intracellular channel 1. Lineage: Eukaryota; Metazoa; Chordata; Actinopteri; Chaetodontiformes; Chaetodontidae. The coding region runs from base 165 to 893 and encodes 242 amino acids. The record is from RefSeq and is a predicted model, not a curated record. The transcript has 7 exons.
AGCCGUCGCGCGCCACCAGGAAAUGGUGGAGCUGUGGUGAUGAGCGUGUAGCUGCAGCGGACUGACAGACAGCAGAACUGGGAGGGGAAACGACCAGCAGGCAGCAACAGGCGUCAGCGACAACUUCCAGCACUCUGAGGGGUCUCGUGCAGUAGCGGGCGAAGAUGAGCGACGCGAAUCAUCCCAAAGUUGAACUUUUUGUGAAGGCGGGGAGCGAUGGUCAGAGCAUCGGCAACUGUCCCUUCUCCCAGCGUCUCUUCAUGGUGCUGUGGCUGAAAGGAGUCACUUUUGAUGUUACCACAGUGGAUAUGAAGAGGAAGCCAGACAUCUUGAAGGACCUGGCUCCGGGUGCCCAGCCUCCCUUCCUGUUGUACGGCAGCGAGGUGAAAACCGACACCAACAAGAUCGAGGAGUUCCUGGAGGAAAAUCUCUGCCCUCCAAAGUAUCCCCGUCUGGCUGCUCGUAACCCAGAGUCCAACACAGCCGGCAUGGAUGUUUUCUCCAAAUUCUCUGCUUAUGUCAAGAACUCAAACCCUCAGGCCAAUGAGAAUCUAGAGAAAGGUCUGCUGAAGGCUCUGAAGAAGCUGGAUGACUACCUCAGCUCCCCCCUUCCUGACGAGAUCGACGAGAAUAGCGCUGAUGAGGUCACUCCCUCCUCCCGCCCCUUCCUGGACGGCCAAGAGCUCACUCUGGCUGACUGCAACUUGCUGCCUAAGCUCCACAUCGUGAAGGUGGUGUGUUUAAAAUACCGGAGCUUCAGCAUCCCAGAGUCUCUGACUAACCUCUGGAGGUACCUGAAGGCUGCUUACGCCAGGGAAGAGUUCGCCUCCACCUGCCCAGUCGACGAGGAGAUCCACAUCGCCUACUCCUCUGUAGCUAAAGCUCUCAAGUAGGAGGACAGCAGGACACACAAGUCAUGAAUACACCAGCAGAUCAACAUGCAAAAGCACAAAAACAACACGCGUUUACUCACCUGCAUGCACACCAAGUGUUAACUCUGCAAGCAGCGCGUUCAACUUGUAAAGUAGUUUCUUGCAGCUUUAAAUGUCAACAUCACCUUUUAUAAUGUUGGAUCAUUCUGAUGAGUCAACAUGGCUUGUUUACUGUCAUUAAUUUGGUCUUAGGUUUGCUUUAGAGGGGUGUGUUCAUGCAGUUUUCCUCCUAAAAGGGAUGCUGUUAGUUGGCCAUAUGGAUCAGUCUACAUCAGUAAGAAAACAAGGACAUACAUAAGAUGAUGUAAACACGUUGUGGAUAAAUUUCCUUUUUCCUGGAUAUUCAGCUCUCCUGGAAAUUAAUGAACUUCUGGUUAUUUGUUGACCGUGUUGCUUGCAGGCUCUCUCUCUCACACACACACACUCACACACACACAAACUCAAACUAAAACUACAGCCUUGCUUGUGUACAGUUUCCCCAUCAGUAGAUACACACUGUAAAGAUGGAAAUGUUCCCUUCUUGACAGCAUUUGCUACAGUAUAUUUUGGAUUUUUGGGGCGGGGUAAAUUCAACAGACACAAAGCUGCCUAUCAGAUCAGACUUGCACCAGUACCUUCCAAGCCUCACACAAGCUGAUUCACCUCUCAUUUUCAGUCUUGUUAUUAAGGAAAUGGGUGGUUUUAUGGUGACAAACAUGCACACCAGCGUCAGCUCACCUGCCAACGUGUCUUUUGUGGUUUUUCUGCAAUCACAGAUGCUUCACAUUGACUUUAUUAUUUAACUACUGAGGAAACAAGGCAUUUAACAAAGAAGGCUUACAAGCCAACUUCUAUUUUAAAUGUCUUAUUCUUCAUAGUGCACCUCAGAGAGGAAGUGGGGGCUUUUCCUCAGCCUGCAGACCAGGUCUUGCUUUAGUGAGGCAGAGCAGCAAACAGUUACAUAGACAGGAAGCUAUUUCAAUAGACGAGGGCUUCCCCUUUCUCUGCUCCCACAGCAGGCGUGAAGGAUUAGUCAAGAUUACUGAGCUUGUUUGUGAUCUGCUGUCAGGGCCCCUUGCCAACAGUUUAUGUUGCCUGUCAUGUAUGAAGGAUCUUUUUUAAUGUCAUAUGAAAGGGUGAGAUCAGGUUGUGGUUGCAUUGAAGUUGCUGUAAAUGAAGAAGCAUAGGCUGUUGUGAACCGCUUAAGUGCUACACUGAACACACUUGUCCUCACUCCACUGGUAGCUCGAAGCAGAAGGCCUGUUCUGUUGCAUGCGUGAAAAAAACAGCAGGAAGUUAAAUAUAGACAUGCACAGUGUUUGAAAUGAAAAUAGCGUCUGCAGCUUUAGUUUGUAGGCCAUUAUUAAUUAAAGAAUAAGCCUGGAAAUAUUCUGUAUUAUUGUCAACUAAAAGCAAAACUAACAGUAACACUGGGUGAUGUAACGUUAGCAAACGUCACUCAAACAGGAGUCAGUUUACGGCAGAGGGAUGGUGUGUUUGGGAUUGAUUCAAAAUGAAUGAUUCAAAAAUUUGAGAUCAAUUUCACUUAACUUUGGUGGUCCCUUAACUUUUUAUCCAACACCAUCAUCAGGUCAAACUUUUAAGUCACAUUCCCCAAAAAACUUUGUGUUUGAUGCUAAUUAAUGUUAGCAUGCUAACACACUAAACCUGCUAAACAUCAGCAUGUUAGCAUGGUCAAUUUGAGCAUGUUAGCAUCCUGACGUUAGAAUUCAAGUCGAGGUGUCAUGCGAUUUGUUGACAAUUAGAAACGUUUUUGAUACACUGCAAAAACUCAGCUUUCAAAAACAAAAAAAUCUGUAAAAUGGGAAAAUAUUUAAGAAUGAUCUAUUUUAAAAACAAGUCAAACCAUCUUCUCUCAGAAAAUCAUUAUCUUCACAGUAGUGCAGCAAGACUAAAAAGCAAGUACAUUUGUCUGGGUAUAAAGAAAAUCAGACUUCUAUUGAUCACACAGCUUAAAGUUUCAAACAUUAAGUUACUCAAAAUCAGUAAUAAAAUCUCGGUAAGAAUUUGUAUAUCUUAUUAAUAUAAUUAAGCACAAAAAAGCUUGAAACAAGUGAAAUUCUCUACCAUAAAAAACUGCCUGUAGCUUAUCUGACAAAAAAAACGUAUAUUGCCUUGAUUUAAGAUAUCUCAUCUUACUCAGUUUUCAAUUUUUGCAGCACAGCACUUGACUUAUUCUUAAUUAAAAAUCUUGUAUACUUAGUGAUUGCUGGCUGUGGCUUGACUGACGCUGGAACCAAUAAUCACACGCCUUGUCCACCUGUAGUACCAGCUUGUGUAGAGCAUUUUAUUAUUUUCACAGCGCCGUGCAAAUUAACAUUUACAGAGGCUUUGCAAUUAAAGAUUGCGUUUAUGCAGCAGUUAGCGAUGCGCACGUUUGUGGUGAGCUCAAGGUAACCUCACUAUGUGUCAUGUCUGUCAGACCAGGAUGAAAAAAAGAAACCUAAGUGCAAUUUAACAUGAUUAUAAAGACAAACUUUGAUUAUAUUAGACAUCCAGUGUGAGCACAGCUGGUUAUUUUUCUACAUGAUUUUAAUCACACGUGUUAAAUCCGUGCUUGAUGAACUGCUAGGUGGCUAAUGCAAGCGUUGAUGAAGGAGAUGAUAAUGUAUAUUUUACUUGACUGAAUUGUUGUGGGCCAACAUUUUAAGGGAUCGUGUCUGAGUAAUUUCGGGGCUGAAAUAAUUUCAGUGCUGAUGUGUUUUAGUAUUUCUUCUCUCCAAGUGUGGAAGAGUUUUUCACUUCUUACUGUAGGGCUUAAUACAACUUCAGGGACCAUUUAAUUUGAUAUAUUCAUUCAGAUGUUGCUUUAAUUAGUGUAUUUUUCACUUCACUGUCUUUAACUCUUUUUUUUUUAUCUUCACAUACAUGUAUUUUCUUUGUUAUGACACCCAUCUUGUGCUUUUCCUACCUGUUUGCAUUUCCCUACACAUAUUUUAGCCUUUUUUUGUCUUUUUUUUUCAUGCUUUUUGCCAUGUAGUCCAAAGCAGUUGCACUUAAAAGUCCACCGGAUCAAAACAAUGGUGUGGACACUAAAACAGUAGAUUUAAAUCAACAAUGAAGACAAUCAAACUAAUAGCACAGCUGAAAUGUAUUUUGUACUUUGAAACUCUUACAAAGACACAUGUAUUAAUAUCCUAAUAAAGAAACAUUUGAUAUUAAAUCAGUGACAGAUGUGUUUUUACUUUGUCAAGGGUAACAACAUGGUCAAGAAGUCAAGAACGUUUCAAGUCUGCAAAAGCUGUAGACUCGAAGCUCAGC